This is a messenger RNA of Kogia breviceps (pygmy sperm whale), 2461 nucleotides long. Lineage: Eukaryota; Metazoa; Chordata; Mammalia; Artiodactyla; Physeteridae. The record is from RefSeq and is a predicted model, not a curated record.
AGGCGUGCGCGGCGGGCGGGCACAGCGCGGCGAAGCAGAACGGGGAGCUGUCUGCGGUCAGGAGCAGCAAUGUCCGUGAAGGUGGCGGCCCCGGGAAGCACGGGGCUGGGCCCGGAGCACCUGAGCCCUGAGGAGCUGGUGCGACAGACGCGACAAGUGGUUCAGGGGCUGGAGGCCCUGCGGGCAGAGCACCGGGGCCUGGCCGGGCACCUGGCGGAGGCCCAGGCAGGACAGGGCCCGGUGGCUGGCCUGGAGCUGCUGGAAGAGAAGCAGGAGGUGGUGGGCCACUCGCUGGAGGCCAUCGAGCUGGGGCUGGGUGAGGCCCAGGUGCUGCUGGCGCUGUCGGCGUAUGUGGGCGCGCUGGAGGCUGAGAAGCAGCGGCUGCGAGCGCAGGCCCGGCGGCUGGCCCAGGAGAACGCAUGGCUGCGGGAAGAGCUGGAGGAGACGCAGCAGCGGCUGCGGGCCAGCGAGGAGGCUGUGGCCCAGCUGGAGGAGGAGAAGAGCCACCUGGAGUUCCUGGGGCAGCUGCAGCAGUGUGACCCGCCGGCGGAGAGCCAGCAGCCCGAGUCCCCCCAUCGGCAGGACAGCCUGACCUCCCUGUUCCCCAGUGAGGAGGAGGAGAGGAAAGGUCCCGAGGCAGCGGGGGCCGUCUCUGCUCAGCAGGGUGGCUACGAGAUCCCGGCCCGCCUUCGGACCCUGCACAACCUGGUGCUCCAGUACACGGGACAGGGCCGCUACGAGGUGGCCGCACCGCUGUGCCGCCAGGCCUUGGAGGAUCUGGAGCGGAGCUCGGGCCACUGCCACCCUGACGUGGCCACCAUGCUCAACAUCCUGGCGCUGGUGUACCGGGACCAGAACAAGUACAAAGAGGCCACAGACCUUCUCCAGGAUGCCCUGCAGAUCCGGGAGCAGACGCUGGGCCGGGAGCACCCCGCGGUGGCUGCCACCCUCAACAACCUGGCCGUCCUCUACGGGAAGCGUGGGCGUUACCAGGAGGCGGAGCCCCUGUGCCAGCGGGCCCUGGAGAUCCGUGAGAAGGUCCUGGGCGCCAACCACCCGGACGUGGCCAAGCAGCUCAACAACCUGGCCCUGCUGUGCCAGAACCAGGGCAAGUUCGAGGAGGUGGAGCAGCACUACGCCCGGGCCCUGAGCAUUUACAAGGCCCUGGGUGGGCCUCAUGACCCCAACGUGGCCAAGACCAAGAACAACCUGGCCUCAGCCUACCUGAAACAGAACAAGUACCAGCAGGCAGAGGAGCUGUACAAAGAAAUCCUCAGCAGGGAGGCCCUGCCCGCCCCUCUCGGAGCCCCCAACACAGGCACAGCUGGUGACGCAGAACAGCAGACCCUUCGCCGGAGCAGCUCGUUCUCCAAGCUCCGAGAGUCCAUCCGGCGGGGAAGCGAGAAGCUGGUCUCCCGGCUCCGAGGCGAGGGUGUGGCGGGAGCAGCCGGGAUGAAGAGGGCCGUGUCACUCAACAUGCUGAACAUGGACGGUUCCAGGGCUGCUGCGAACCAGGUCACAGCAGAGACGGAACUGAACCAAAGCCUGCCCAUGCGUCUCAGCACAAGUACCCUCUUAGCCCGUGCCGGCCUCCAGCCAGUCGGUUCCGGAAGUUGCCUCUCACCCCCAGCUCGACAACCACUGCAACGCCGCCAGCAACCUCACAGAAGCACGACACAGUACACGGCCCACGGUCAGCACCAGUCCACAACCCCUGAAGGGCAACUCAAAAGCGAAAAUGCUCUGGAAACUCCAGAUGUUUAAGUUUGGCACGAACUCCUACAGCAGCAAAACCUGCCCUGAGUCUAUUCAGAGUCCUGACGUAUCUCCCUUAGUUUGACUCUUCAGAACGUUUGCUGAAAUAUGACUCUCACUGGAGGGACUUGCCCAGACCCCACUGGCAGUGUUUCCAGUCUGGAAAAUUGUCAACUCUAAAACACAUCUGGGAAACUCCAUGGUGGUCCAGUAGUUAGGACUCCAUGCUUUCACUACUGAGAGCCCGGGUUCAAUCCCCGAUCGGGGAACUAAGAGCCCACAAGCCAUGUGGCGUGGCAAAACAAAAAACAACAACAACAAAAAACACAUCCGGCCCAGGGACUUCAGAUAUGAAACUGAGGGCCCGUGUCACGAUGUUCAUUUUACAAAGAAGGGGACCGAGGCAGAGUGGAAGGGUCACUUAGCAAGGUCACAGCCAGACGAUGAACUUGGUUAGCCACGCUAACCAAGUACCAGGCCCUGGGCCACAAAGGCCUUUCACACCCACUAUCUCACUCAAUCCCCUCAACCGCCCUGGGAGAUCACGGAGGGGGUUGUUCCCAUUUCAUACAAGAGGAAACUAAGGCUUGGGGCGUCGAACUCAAGCCCAGGUCUGUCUGAAUCCAGAAUCCCACAGCUGCCUGAGAAGUGGUGGGGAGCGAAGGGAGAAAAGGCAGCCCUCGUUCCCACCUCCCCUCCCCCAUCA